AUGGCGCAAGCGCGCUCCCGCGAUCCGCUCACCUCCGCCUCCCUCCUCCUCCUCCUCUUCCUCAUCGCCAGUGCCGGUCACGGGAUCCCACCCGGGUUCCGUCGCGGCCCCACACUCUCUGCCGCGUCCGUCACCGAUGGUGCUCCCGCCCUUGCUCUGCACCUACCCGCCACUCCCAGCGACCGCCGGCGACGCCGCCAGUUCUCCGCCGCCAGCUUUCAGAAGGCGGAGAACCGGACCGCCAGCGCUCGGAUGAGACUUCACGAUGAUCUUCUUACUAACGGGUAUUAUACUACUAGGCUUUGGAUCGGGACACCGCCUCAAGAAUUUGCUUUGAUUGUGGAUUCGGGGAGUACGGUGACCUAUGUUCCGUGUUCUUCUUGCGUGCAGUGCGGUAAUCAUCAAGACCCAAGAUUUCAACCUGAUUUGUCAAGCACCUAUCAACCUGUAAAAUGCAAUAUAGAUUGUACUUGCGAUGUUGACAAUUCACAGUGUACUUAUGAAAGACAAUAUGCUGAGAUGAGCUCCAGUAGUGGUGUUCUUGGCAAGGACAUUGUGUCGUUUGGCAGUCAAAGUGCACUUGUGCCUCAGCAUGCUGUUUUUGGUUGUGAAAAUUCUGAGACUGGUGAUCUAUUCAGUCAACAUGCUGAUGGGAUAAUGGGGCUUGGUCGUGGACCUCUCAGUAUCGUGGAUCAACUUGUGGAGAAAGAAGUGAUCAGUGAUACCUUUUCAUUAUGUUAUGGUGGUAUGGAUGUAGGUGGGGGCGCUAUGGUUCUUGGCGAACUGCCUCCUCCUACUGAAAUGGUCUUUUCACGGUCUGAUCCCGUCCGCAGCCCAUAUUAUAAUAUUGAGCUGAAGGAAAUACACGUUUCUGGGAAGCCAUUGCGGUUGAAGCCAAAGGUUUUUGAUAGUAAGCAUGGGACCGUCUUGGAUAGUGGCACUACGUAUGCAUAUUUACCUGAAGAAGCAUUUCAAGCAUUCAAAGAUGCUAUUGUAAGGAGCCUACAUCUCAAACAAAUCCCCGGUCCAGAUCCAAACUACAAUGAUAUCUGUUUUUCUGGUGUGGCAAGGGAUGUAACUGAACUCUCAAAUAUCUUCCCUGAGGUUGCUAUGGUUUUUGGCAAUGAACAAAAACUGUCAUUAUCUCCUGAAAAUUACUUGUUCCGGCAUUCUAAGGUCCACGAUGCUUAUUGCCUUGGAGUCUUCCAGAAUGGAAAAGAUCCAACAACACUCUUAGGAGGAAUUGUUGUCCGUAAUACCCUUGUAACUUAUGAUCGUAGCAAGGAAAGAAUUGGGUUUUGGAAAACCAAUUGUUCUAAAUUAUGGGAAACACUGCAGAUCAAUGGAGCUCCAUCACCAGCUCCCUCUAGUUCUUAUAACAGGGAAGCCAUGACAGGGCUGUCACCAGCACCAGCUCCCACAGAAUUGUCAAGUUAUAUUCGACCAGAUCAACUUCAAAUUGGGCUUAUAACCUUUGAUAUGUCAUUAAGCAUGAAGUAUCCAGAUCUAAAGCCUCACAUAAAUGAACUGACAGAGUUGAUUGCGCAUGAAUUGGAAGUCAAUGGGAGCCAGGUCCAUUUGACAAAUUUUACGAGUAUAGUAAAUGGUACCCUGAUAAAAUGUAUUAUUCUUCCAUCAGGAUUGGGCUUUAUUUCUAAUGCAACAGCGAUGGGAAUAAUCUCUCGCUUAACUGAACAUCGUGUCCGCCUUCCUGAAAAUUUUGGAAAAUACCAGUUGCUUGAAUGGAAAGUAGAACCUCUAUCAAGAAGGUCAUGGUGGCAUCGGCAUUUACUGGGAGUAAUAAUAGGAAGUUUAGCUCUUGUGCUGCUCAGUUUUUCUGUUUUCACUGUUUGGUUCUUCUUUAGACGCAAAUCCGGGGAGCUUGGUUCAUACAGCCAUGUGAAUUCUGCUCAUCCAGAACGAGAGCUCCAGCCUUUGUAGAUAAAAGAUCAGUCACUUGCAGCCUUGCCUUAAAAAGAGGGUAAAAUGAUAGUGAAAUUGUAAAUUGUCACUAGUCCUGUUUAAAUUUUCACAAUUUUAGGGCGGACUAUUCUUUUUAAAGAUUAUUAUCAAGUAGUUUAUUUUUAUUACUAUAAUUUGAGGUGUUCUGGGCUUAAGUUUGGGAUGCCAUAUGUUCGUUUCAUCCAAAAACAAUCAAUACAGAAAUCAUGUACAAUAAGGCUUAGUAAGGAAAAUAAAUAUUGUAAUUUUAGUAGUCUGUA
This is a messenger RNA of Asparagus officinalis (garden asparagus), 2222 nucleotides long. Its product is annotated as aspartic proteinase CDR1-like. The transcript has 12 exons. Lineage: Eukaryota; Viridiplantae; Streptophyta; Magnoliopsida; Asparagales; Asparagaceae. The record is from RefSeq and is a predicted model, not a curated record. Bases 1 to 1941 code for a protein of 646 amino acids. Gene Ontology annotation, molecular function: aspartic-type endopeptidase activity. Gene Ontology annotation, biological process: proteolysis.